Messenger RNA from Papaver somniferum (opium poppy), 1584 nucleotides. RefSeq lists its product as uncharacterized. The transcript is spliced from 2 exons. Bases 759 to 1349 code for a protein of 196 amino acids. Lineage: Eukaryota; Viridiplantae; Streptophyta; Magnoliopsida; Ranunculales; Papaveraceae. The record is from RefSeq and is a predicted model, not a curated record.
AAUGGUACGUACCCUCCAUGUGUUUAAUUUCUUGGUAUCAUAUGUUUUCGAAAAAUUAGUAAAUAUAGUAAGUUUGAUAUAUUUUCUUGCAGUUUUUGUAGAUUAAUAUAUUUGAUAUAUUUACUAGGAUAGAGUAAAGUUAAUAUAUUUGAUACUACAUUAUAUCCCAAGGAUAUUCGGACUUAAGAUUUUAUCAUCGGUCUCCAUUAGGGUUUUACGGUUUUAGAGGGGGAUUGAUCAGCGGAUAGUCUCUCUAGUUUCCUUCAAAUACUAGCUAGAGAUUGUUUCAUAUUUCUUGCAGUUUUUUUCUUGCUUCUUCAAUCGAUAAUGGCAUCAAAGAUAGUUAAGCUUUCUUCUCAAUCUUCUAAAUUCGAUUGGGAGAUUGAAAACUUUUCCAACUUGAACCUUAAAAAUGGAACUUAUGAUAGUUCUGAUGUUUUCUCUGUUUGUAGUUUCAAAUGGUAAGUACCCUUCCGUUUCUUUGUUUUACAGUAUGUUUUUGAUUAAUUAAUCCUCAAAGUUUUCACAAAGCACGGAUCUAUCCAAAGGGAUGCGGCGGGGAAGCGCAUGGCCACAUAUCGCUGUUCCUUAGGCCUGUCGACUUGACAAGAUCGGUGGAAACGGAGAUUAGUUUCGCAGUUACUAGUUAAACCGACAGCAAGAACACAGUUAGAUGAAGUGACAAAAAAACUUCCAUGAGAUAGGAAAAGCCAGCUGGGGUUGGCCAAAGUUUAUGCGUCUAAGCGAACUCCACGACCAUGAUAAAGGAUAUCUCGUCUAAGCCAGCUGAGGUUACUUGUACAGCGAAGGAGCAGUCAAGUGAUGAUGAAGACGUGAAUGAGGGCAACCAAAGCAAGGUUGAAAAAAUAGAAAAUGGGAAAGGAACCAAAGAAAUAGAUGAAAAGAGUAGUUCAGAAUCAGGAGAAUAUCCUGGUGCAGGACAACCCUUUGGGGAAGGGAGACAGAGCAACAAAGUUGGUUUUUGCGAUGAAGAAGAAUAUGAAGAUGUGGGUGGUUUCAGCAUUUUGAAAGCACAAGCGCCCCUGUACAAACAAAUAUGGUUGAAGUAUGGACAUAUUCCAUCUGCAGAAGUUUUACCAAUCUCGUCGUAUCCUAUUCUUGUUAUGGCGGUUAAGGACUUGAUGACUUCUACCGUAGAUAUGUAUCAAUGCCGUUAUGUGGAUUUGUCUUCUGAAACGAUCAAUAGCUGGGAAGAUAAGAUUAAAAUGGUUGAGAAACUUGAAUUUAAUGUUAAGACUGAACUAUUAGAGCAUUGGCAGCCUUUGCGUGCCGCCGUAGAAAAAUUGCAGAUACUCAGAGAUGUAAAGGGUAGAGCUUCAGCUGAUUGAGGCGAAGGGUUAUGUGCGAGAGAAUACAUGUGGAUUACUCUCUGAAUCAUAUAUGGAAAUGUAUCUAGAAAUAGGCGAGAAUUUAGUGCUUGAUGGAUUGUUUUAGAAAGUAUCAGAUGUCGCGGACUGCAUCUUCUGCAGCCAUGAUAGGUUAAAUUCAAUUAAACUCUUCACCCCGCCCGGUGAACCUUCAAGUUCACGGAUCAAAUCAAGCACAAAUUCAAUCUUAUUCUCA